AGGAAAAUACAAUCAUGAAGAUCCACUUUUAUAGACAAUAUACGUAAUGCGUAAACAAAACAACCCUCGCGAUAUCAACUGGAAUCACAUGUCUAUUAAAAAUAUUAGACUGGGAAGAGACCUUUCUUUGGCCUACAUGGUUACAGACCCAACAACAUUAUAUCGUAACCCUUCCUCCUCAAGAAAAGCACAUGAGCUUAAUAUAACACAUAAAUUAAGCAAAAUAAUUAAAUAAUUCCAACAUUUCCUGAAAUUAUGAAUAAGAGUAAUGAAAUAGACUUAUAUGAGUAAUAGGCUUAUAACCAAUUGAGAUGUACAAACUAUGGCAUAAGGGAAUGAUGAGCAGAUAAGAGGCCAUCCGUAAUUUAGAUUAAUACAUUCAUGAGCAAGCGAAGACGGACGUAGUCAAUAUAACUAAUUUUUCGUCAGUACUUUUGUAAUGUACAGUGACAGAAUUCAGAAGAUGGGCUGUUCUUUCAGUAUUCUUCUCCCUUUACACCAGGUCAGAACAAUAGGAUAAAUAAAGGGGGCAUAUAAGCAGACAAUGACACCUCUUACAAUAUUAGAUGAUGACAUUUCUCUAAAACAGGCUAUAGACUACAUCUGCACCACCAAGUCAAAACAGUAGGCUAAGUUAUGAGGGGGAAAGGGACCGACUUAUUAGGGUGAGGCAUAUGGGCUACUAAUAGCUGACUACACAACAUACACCUAGUAUUACUUUCUUAGCUACAGUAUGUACAUAUCUCCCUGGCAUAUUACAUCAUUUAUGCUGCAGCAUACAGUGGUGGUAUAUGGCCAAUAUACCACGGCAAAGAGCUGGAUGCAGGCACUCCGCUUUGCGUCAUGGUUAAGAACAGCCCUUAGCCAUGGAAUAUUGUCCAUAUACCACACCCACUCGGCAGCCUUAUGGGAGAAUAUUUUACAGCAAAUCAAAUCCAAAUCAAAUUUUAUUUGUCACAUACACAUGGUUAGCAGAUGUUAAUGCGAGUGUAGCGAAAUGCUUGUGCUUCGAGUUCCGACAAUGCAGUAAUAACCAAUGAGUAAUCUAACCCAACAGUUCCACAACAACUACAUUAUACACACAAGUGUAAAGGGAUGAAGAAUAUGUACAUAAAAGUAUAUCAAUAUCAAUAUGCUGAUAUCAUUUAGGGAGUCUUGUUUUCAGAUUACCCUUGUUAAAAUCCCCAGCUACGAUGAAUGCAGCCUCAGGUCGUUGCUCUUUUUUCCAGUAGUUCCUCCAGGCUGUAUGUAAUAAUACCUAAGGUUCCCUGGGGUACCAAUGUAAGAAAUAACAUGGUAAAAAAACUAAAUACUGCAUAGUUUCCUAGGAAAGCGAAGCGAGGCGGCCAUCUCUGGCUGCGCCGGAAGUCAAAUGUACACAACUAAAUUAUUUAUUCUCUCUUGUGAGUCUGUCAAAUCGAAAAACUGAAUUAAAGGCAUUGGGUGAAGGUAAAUUAAUCCACGAAUACGAAUAUAAUUUAAAAUCAAAUCAAAUUGUCACAUGCGCCGAAUACAACAGGUGUAAACCUUACAGUGAAAUGCUUAUUUACAGGCUCUAACCAAUGGUGUGGGAAAGAAAAGGAAUGUUGUGUGUGUGUAGGUAAGUAAAGAAAUAAAACAACAGUAAAAAGACAUUUGAAAAAAGAGUAGCAAGGCUAUAUACAGACACCUGUUAGUUUGGCUUAUUGAGGUAGUAUGUACAUGUAGGUGUCGUUAAAGUGACUAUGCAUAUAUGAUGAACAGAGAGUAGCAGAAGCGUAAAAAAGGGGUCGUUGGGUGGUGGGAAACAAUGCAUAUAGCCCGGGUAACCCAUUGGUUACCUGUACAGGAGUCUUAUGGCUUGGGGGUAAAAACUGUUGAAAAGCCUUUUUGUCCUAGACUUGGCACUCCGGUACCGCUUGCCAUGCGGUAUUAGAGAGAACACUAUGACUGGGGUGGCUGGGGUCUUUGACGUAUCUCAGGACCCAUGCCAAAUCCUUUUAGUUUCCUGAUGGGGAAUGGGCUUUGCCGUACCCUCUUCUCGACAGUCCUGGUGUGUUUGGACCAAUCUAGUUUGUUGUUGAUGUGGACACCAAGGAAUUUGAAGCACUCACAUGAUAUUUUCAUGAAUUCAUUUGAUUUAUUUUCAUGAAUUCAUUUUCAUGAACUUGAUAUUAGCGUGGAGCCCAUUCAAAAACACUACGGAACUUUGAUAGGGUAUUUAGAUUUUACAGAGAUGAUUGAGUUAUAGUUAUCCAAUCGGAGAUGACUGUGACAGUCGUGGCAAAUCAUCGACAAGUAUUCUACUCACAUUGGGCGAAUGAGAACCGAUCGAGUGCAAUGUUACCAAUCACAGCAAAGAGGGAGGGGCUUCGAGUCGGGGGCGCGAAGAGUUUGAGGAGAGAAGGAGCUGUAAAAUGGCGAAUCUUUAAAACUAUAAUGGUAGAUACGUUUUAAUAUGAUAAAAACAAAAAACAAAGUUGUGGCAAUUUUGCGUAUAAAUAAUUAGCUAUUCAACACGUCGUAACUAUAUUGUUGCGGGCGUCUGCUCAUUCCUAAACUGGUUUAUGGUAAACAAACAAAAAAAUCGUAAACAAAGCUUGUUUCGCUAGCUUGAGCCAAGAACCAAGCAAGCUAGCUAACGUUAGCAACUGUUGUAUCUGAAGUUAGCAUUAGCCAGUUCAUGUUCAACCAGCUGAGAAAUCUGCUAACUUCGUGACUACUAUCUACUUGGUGUACAUGGAGCAAGUGUCCCGUUCCAGCUAUGGCUUUGCAUAACUUAGUUUUUGUCAUUGAUGUGGAUUAUCGGCCAUCAGGACACGUCAAUGUCAAAAACCAUCCACUGAAGCAGGGCAUUCUCCGAAUUCUGCUUCAUUUCGGAUAUAAGUAUGGAUUCGAGAAGGUGCGAUGGGGUUACAAAUUCUGUCAAUCAAGAACUGGACGCAAUGGUAACCUGAUAUCCAGGGGCUCUGAUUUUAAAGAACUACGAGACAAAACUUUUGAAGACUUCGAGGUGGAGUUUCAAUUAAAGUUCGAUGCCAGUGUGAAGACAAUCUCGGCUCAGCCAAGGAAUCAACCCACCAGCCCUGCUGCUUCCAUACAGAAUGCAUUGAAAGAAGCUCUGUUGGACUUCCAAUGGGACAGACCAGAUAUCACCUCUCCCACCAAAUUGACAUUGAGACCCAGGAGAGGUCGAGCAGGUAAAGGAGGCCCUCUUUCUCCAGAGGAUGAAUUGUCGAGCCUGGGGAGAAAUGUGUUAUUCCUCUUGUCAAGCUGUCCUCACUCCAGGGCAGAUUUAGGAGGAUAUGUGGACCUCAUUGGAAUCCCUGUAGGUGCCAAUCACACAGAUGUGUCUGACCGUAUCCUACCCAAGGGACUCCAUGAAAUGUUCGUCCAACGUCAAGUUGUCCUUCACUGGGUGGACAGCACUUCAUACGUCCAGGUUAUGAGAAGUGAGGAGCACUGGGGCUCAGAUAUGCUUUCUGAGGUGUUGAGGGAGAUGGGUGGUAGAGUCGUCCCCAUGGACGCCCUGCUAAACCUCCGCUGUCCUCACAAGCCCUCCAGUGUUCAGUCCCCCGUAGACUCCCCUUCAGAUGCCAUUUUGGGGAGAGAGACCUUUCCACUCGACUCUAGCAUGGGAUACCUGUUGUCCUCAGAACGACUGUACCGCCUAGCGUUUCCUGUCCUGGGGGGAGUCCUGAGAUGGGGGCAAGGUGAUGCUUCACAGAGCUGCAGGGUGAUGUUGGAGCCGGUUGCCCUCAGACAGAGGCUCCUCCCGGCCCCCGUGGAGGUGUGUCUGAAAGGGGUCCUUCGGGGCUGGGACGCCCACUCCCUCACAGAGGCGUCCUCAGAGUCCUGGGUGCUGCAGUGUUCCAUCAACAACCACACAGACCAGGGCCAAGCUGUCUUCCAACAGCUACUAAGGGAGCUCUCUGCCCAGGCUAUUCACAUGUUUGCAGAGGUGAGUGACGGAGGAGACUUGCCAUGCUCGGCCUUCCUGUCUCCCCUCUCAGCCCUCACGGCUUUGCUCACCGUCCUUCGGCCCAGCGUCGCUUCCGGCUACCACACCCUGACCUUGGAUGUCAUCGCACCAGCAGCGGCGGACAACUCCUCAGACCUGCCCGAGAUAGUCAGCAGUGUCCUGGGAGGGUUCAAUGACAUCAUGGAGGGAGAUGGAGCUCCUCGAGUUGAGCACCAGGUUCCUGACUGGGCACAGCAGGAGCUCAGCCAUUGGUCCAGCCCUCUGACUGCUGGGCUGGUGGAGGGCUGGUUCCCGCACGCAGACCAAUCAGGAGUCAGCUCACACUUAAUGGAGUCAAUGAGGCUGCUCCAUGCGGUGCCAGAGGGUGAAACCGAGGGUCAGGAAGAGGAGCUGUCGGGCCCUCAGCAGGACUUGGUCAUCAGCCUGGCAGAACUCUACCAGAGAAUGACCUCCCAGUCCCACAGUGACAAGACGGGGAAGAAACGGGGCGCCCAGCGCACGCCAGUGAGGCAGAAGAUGAAGACGAUGAGCCGCUCACUGCAGAUGCUGAACGUGGCCCGUCUAAAUGUCAAGGCCCAGAAAAGCCAGGCGGGAGAGACUGAGGUGGGGGCCGAGGGCUGCAGGGGACAGGAGAGGCUGGGGAAAAGACGCUCAGGAAACCGGGCCAAGACUGGACCCCACGCCCAACACUUCAAGAGCGAGGCCGAGCUGCUGUCCCACCUGAAGGCCGGCUAUGAGAAGACGGUGGCUGAGAGAGACUCCUCCCUCCUCACUGAGGCCCAGCACCUCCUCUCUGCUGUCAAGAUGUUCCUGAGGCCCAACCCGGACCUGGGGGUCUGGCUGUUUGUCCAACAGAACCUGCUCAAGUCCAGCAAGUCCAUCCGCCAGCUUUACAGCAACGCGCCUGACGCCGACAGCAAAGUCAGAGAGUGCCAGCUGCAGGCGGUUCUCAGGUUGGAGAUGUGCCGACUCCUCCCCUCUGAGCAGCAGGCCGACACACCGGAUGUGGAGCAGACAGUGGAGGAGGUGGCUGACAUGUUUAGGAUCAUCUCUCUAACCAAAGACCCGGUGUACCUGGCCAAGUUCCUGCAAGAUGAGGUCCUUCCUGUGUUCCUGACGGCCAUCCCUAGGGUCCUAGCAGACGUAUACCACAGCCUGGGAACCCAGCUGCCCGCCGCCCUGUCAGCCGUGUUGCCCUCAGACUUCUUCAGCGACGAGUCCGUGACCAGGGACAGCGUCUCCUCCUCUCCUCCCCUCUCCACGGCCCUCAGCAUGGCCUCCGACUGUGGGGAGCGGCUACAGGAGCUCCGCGACCGCUCCGCCAGCAAGAGGAGGAGUGGGAGGCUGACUCGCCAUCGCAGCAUGACUGAAGCAUCCCAGAGUCUACAGAUCGAGGUGCCCAGGAAGACCACCAGAGCGGCCAAGCCUAAGCUCUGUGUUGCUGUGGAGAAACCAGCCGCUGAACCGCCCCAAAAGCAGGCUGCACAAGAGGUCACAAAGGUCCGGAGGAACUUGUUCAACCAGGAGACUAUGUCCCCUUCCAAGAAGGCCAAGAUGCCCAGGAGUCGGUCUGUCUCAGCCGUGGAUGGACUGAAGCGUAAAGGCUCCCAGGCAACAGAAGGUGGUGAUCGACAUUCCCUCCUGACCAAAAAGGUGACGGAGACGCCCCUUCAUAAGCAGGUGUCCAACCGUCUGCUGCACAGGCAACAGAUGGGCAGGAGGUCUGUCCCGACAGACGAGUGCAUCGUUGAAGAGUCGCCAGUGAAGCCUCUAGAAGACUUGAGGAGGAGUCCAAGAUUGGAGAAGUUUGCCAGGAGACAUUCCAGUUUCUACUCAAGCUCCCAGCCUCGUUCCCGCAACCUGGACAAAGCUCUCUCCUCUCAGCUCCCGCUCAGUGACAGCAAAAUAGGUGAGGUAAACCUGCGGUCAGUACGGUCUCCAAUACGUCUUCUGUUUGAAGCCACACGGUCCAGCUGGAGGCAGUUGUCUAACUCUGAUGUCUUCCAGAGUCCAAAGAAUACUCCCACAAAGUCGCCUGGUAGACACCGUAGGUCUGCUAGAGGGAGCAAGACACCAAGAAGCCCUCAGACCCCCAGAACACCUAAGAACUUCAGGUCCUCCAGGGUCCAGAGUUACUCAGUCACAGACAGCCAGAUGGCAGGGCCCUCUCACGGGCAGGGUGGCAUGGCCCUGAGGGGCAGCCCCUUCAGAUCCCCAGCCAGGAGGAGCUUGGUGCUGGAGACGCCCCAAAAGGAGAGCCCUCUGAAGGGUAUCCUGAGGACUCCGGUCAAGACAUUACUGGAGCGUCUGUCUCCCAUUGGCCCUAGCCUGCUCCAGAGCCCACCCUGCUCUAGAACCCCCUUGAAGCACGUCACCUGGUCCCCAUCUCCACAGAAACUUAGAGUCGCGGAGACUAAUACACCCUUCAAGGUGCCUGAGUCGCCUCACCUUUCCACCCGACGUUCUCCAAGGCUGUUGAUGAACACACCUGACAAGUUCUGCAGUCCACUCAAGAGUCCUAGCAGCAAACAGGCGAUAUCUAAAACUCCAGAAAAAGUAGUACAGAGAUCGCACAGAGUUUCCCCCCGAGCAUCUCUGUCCAGGAUUCCGGAAAAUUCUGCCGCAGGUGGCGUUGAGGUGACGCCAGAGAACAGUGGACGCCCGAGGUCUUCCAAACGGCUUAUGGGAAAGUUCAACACACCUGUUAAGGAUGAGCAGGACCUCCCUGAUGGUACUCAGAAACACCCCUCUUCUGGUUCCACACCACCUCCUCACCACCCACCCACUCCCACAACCUCCAGGAAAUCUCUGAGCCCUGCCCACGGCAUGCUCACACCCUCUGGAGGGACCCUUGGAGGGACCCCUGUUGAAGAAUCUCUCUCCAUGCCUCUGCACCAAGGCAUGCGUACACUGACGAAAAGGGCCUCAGGAUUGUCAAGGUCCGUAACGUCACCAAAGACUCCUGUCAAAACCCAACUGAAUAAAACGACAGUUGUCAACGCCUCUUCGGCUAAACGUUUGACCAGGACUAGCUCUGGCCAGGGUGUGCAAGCCAAAACCAGGCAGAAUCUGAUAUCCCUGUCCAAUGGGAGUUUAACUGUUGUAGCAGCAAGCACGGAUCUUACGAGUAAGGAAACCAGUGACACCGUGUCCAGCCUAAAUGUGCCGUUAGACUUCCACGAGAGGGAGCCGUCUUCCCAGGCCUUGGGGGGAGAGAUGGAGGCCAGCUCCCAGCAGAUUGACUCUUCCCAGUUCAGCACCACCUCCGAGGACGAGAGCAUCGACAUCUCCGAGGCCAAAGUGGUCAUGACCCAAAUCACUGACGGCCUCAAGAUGAACAUAUCUUUCUCCAGGAAACCCUCAAAGACCGACCAAGUCUUCCAGUUCACCGAAGCCUCUACCAAACAGCCAAUACCCUUAGAAACCAGUAAACCUGGGAGAAGCUACGGUUUCCGCCAGACCCCUGACCGCCAGCAGAGGGAGGCGGCAGUCCGUUGGGGGUACUCCACUGAACCAUGUCGGUUCUCCACCCCCAGGACUUCAGGAACCCCCACAAGUCGCAAGAAGGAGCUCGUCACCCCAAACCCCCUAACAUACAAAGUGGAGCUGGAGAUGCAAGCGUCGGGGCUGCCCAAGCUUAAGUUAAAGCGCAUGGACUCUUUCAAUGCUGGAGAUGGGGCUGCAGCGUCUCAGACUCCCACCGACCGUAUGAACCUCCCCCACACGGACAGCCCUCUUGCGCUCUGCUCCAAACACAGAGACCCUGGUCACGUCUCGCCAUCGCUAUGCACCCACGGCACUCCCGCCAAGGGCACUCCGGGGAAAGGGGGCUUCCAGACGUACAUCUGCCAGUCCUACACCCCCACGCGCUACCCUGCAGGGACCAUGUCCCCCCUGGGCACAGCUGAGCUCAUCCCCCUGACGCCGUCCCCCCAGAGCAUGGGGAGGUCCACCCCAGAGAGCCUCAACAGCUGGCCCCGCAAGAAGAGGGCUCGGCCUGGGGUGGUGGGCGGAAAGCAGCGGGGACUGAAGGAGGAGCUCCUGCUAGAGGGGCUGGAGAUAUUGGACGAGGCAGAGCUGGAGGGUAUCUACAGACUGAAGGAGACGGAGGACACUGACGCACUACUACUGACUCCCACGUCCAGCCAGGUUACCAGGCCCUCCCCUGGUAAAAGAGCAGGCUCUCCUCUGGACCAGCUGGAGGACAUGGACUGGAUGGAGAGCCAGGUUCAGCAGGCUAAAGGUGCCGAGCCUCUGAAAGAUGAAGAUUCCAUCUUGGCCACUGGAACUGUUCACUCAGUGGUAACACCCCCGAGCUCUAAGGUGAGGAAGCCAGUGUCUGCCAGUGGGAUUCUAGCUCUCACUCAGUCGCCCAUGUUAUUCAAGGGGAAGGCAGGUUCUGCCACCAAGAGAACUCAUCAUUUUAUAGAUGAAGCCCAUUGUCAGAAGAAGAUGGAGUUUGAUUUGGAGCGCUCUCCCUUCAGCCAGCACCCUAGGCGGUCAACCACAAGAAACACUGACAGUAGGAAGAGACUGCUUGACUGACCUGGACUGACCUGGAUUGGAUUGACCUGGACUGACCUUGCCUGGACUGGAUUGGAUUGACCUGGACAAGCCUGGCCUGGACUAGCCUGGCCUGAACUCACCUGGAAUAGCCUGGACUGACCCAGCAGUCACCCUGUCAGACUUCUUUCAAUCCAGCAGCAAUUUUGUAAGGUAUUCUUUAAACAGGGGGCCCAAAUGUUGAUUAUUUCAUAUGAAGCCUCAGAAGAAGAAAAAAGUUCUGCCACAACCCUAAAGAGAACAUCUUUGAACACUUGGAUGUUUCUCCAACCCUGGGUUGAUGGCUGGUUCCUUUGGUUUGGAAUGUGUGUGACUGGAGUACCUGCUUGGGAUAUUUGUGACUCCAUAAGGUCAAAUGUUUCCCCUCUUUGGAUCAAAAGCGUUAGUUGAACUAUAUUACAAUCAAGUCACAUCAUGAACGUUUAAGAGAUUUAUGAUGUUUAUUUAUUGGCUAGUUUGUCGGUCGAUUUCUUUUUCUUUCUUUUUUUCACCAAUACUAUUUUUUCAUAAGGGAAGAUAUGUACAUAUGUUUAUAUAUUAAAAUUAUUUUGUAAAUAAAAGCUAAACUCAUUUAAAUAAAGCAAUUAACAUUCCUAAUUUGACUCUUUUUAAAACA
Messenger RNA from Oncorhynchus keta (chum salmon), 9140 nucleotides. It is a transcript of the gene ticrr, whose product is annotated as TopBP1-interacting, checkpoint, and replication regulator. Gene Ontology annotation, biological process: DNA replication; mitotic G2 DNA damage checkpoint signaling; mitotic DNA replication checkpoint signaling. Gene Ontology annotation, molecular function: chromatin binding. Gene Ontology annotation, cellular component: nucleus. Lineage: Eukaryota; Metazoa; Chordata; Actinopteri; Salmoniformes; Salmonidae. The record is from RefSeq and is a predicted model, not a curated record. Bases 2744 to 8506 code for a protein of 1920 amino acids. The transcript has 22 exons.